Messenger RNA from Actinia tenebrosa (Australian red waratah sea anemone), 1840 nucleotides. RefSeq names its product protein YIPF1. Gene Ontology annotation, cellular component: membrane; Golgi apparatus. Lineage: Eukaryota; Metazoa; Cnidaria; Anthozoa; Actiniaria; Actiniidae. Gene Ontology annotation, molecular function: small GTPase binding. The record is from RefSeq and is a predicted model, not a curated record. Gene Ontology annotation, biological process: vesicle-mediated transport.
UGCGCAUAGUCAGUAGAAAGCAAUUAUCCAAGAUGGCGGACGAUAGCGAAAAGAAAGGACUGAUUGAUAUCCAGAUGGACGAUGAUGAUGAAGAAGAUACGGAGAUAGACACAUUCAGUUUUCGAGAUUUUCACAAAGAUCCAGAAGCACAUGGUGUUGGUGCAAUAGGUGACACAGGUUCUAUUAACACAGCUUCCACUACAACAGGGACAACUAUACCAACCCAUUCUAUUGGGGAUAGUGAUGAUGAAGGAGACAAAACAGAGUUAUUGGGAGAAAGAAAAUCUCCUCCAUUCUGGACGUUUGAAUAUUAUCAAGGAUUCUUUGAUGUUGACACUAUGCAGGUUGUGCGAAGAAUAAUUGGAUCAAUGGUUCCAUCUUACAGAAAAAAUUUCCUUGUCUCACAAAUCAGACCCAACCCAGACUUGUAUGGUCCAUUUUGGGUGUGUGCUACUUUGGUUUUCACGACAGCUAUUUCUGGUAAUCUUGCCAGCUACUUGGCAACUACUGGUGACCAUGAAUGGGUCUAUGACUUCCAUAAAGUGACGCUAGCGGCAGGAGCUAUAUACACCUAUGCAUUCCUCAUACCCACAGCAUUAUGGGGAUUACUGAUGUGGAGAAGAAGCAAUGCUGGAUACUCAUUUCUGGAGAUCCUCUGUGUUUAUGGGUACUCUCUUUCUAUUUACAUACCCAUAUCAAUAUUAUGGACGAUACCUUUUGACUGGCUAAGAUGGAUCUUUGUAGUGAUUGGAAUGGUCCUGUCUGGGUCAGUUUUGCUUCUCACAUUUUGGCCAGCUGUAGAGGAUGACGACAAGAAGAUUGCUAUGCCAACUAUGCUUUUUAUAUUUAUCCUCCAUGGCCUUCUUGCUAUUGGUUUCAAGCUUUACUUCUUUCAUGGACCAGCAGAGCUACGACUAACACCAACAACUUCCACACCAACAUUUAUAACAUCAACAACUCCUACAACUCCUAUUACUAUUCUAACAGCUUAAUAACCUGAUGGUUUGCAGCAGCAUUUCCUAGGAUCCCAGUGGGAAAACCACUUUUAAGGCCGAUUUACACGGUAAGAUUUUUCCUCACGACUGCCGCGCGUGACAGGCUAAAGCUAAGUUUUAGCUGCUAUUUACAGUCGUAAGCGAGUUGUACGAUGGAAUUACGUGAAGCAAUUCGUGUCUUCAGCAUGUUGCACGCGAUAGUUUGAGGAAAAAUCGUACUGUGUAAAUCGGCAUUGAAAAAUAUUACAAAUUAAAACAAAUAAUUAUCAAGAAUAAAUAGAUAAUAAUAAUUUACUUUAUUAAGAGAGGGUGAGACGUUACAGUCUCAACUUAGCAGUUCUUAUCGUAUCUGAAAGACAAUGGACCAUCAUUUGAUGUAAAUACACUCAAUAAAUCUGUAAACAAGUAGUAACAUGUGGAGAAUAGCACUUUCUGUGAUAUUGCCUUUUUUCGCGGUAACCUAGAAAUAGUGCGUUCUGAUUGGCUGCGCAUACGAGCGAUACUUUUUUUUGUCCGCGGUCCGUCAUCCUGACGUAACGUACGUCAUCCAGUUGCUUACAUGGGAAAACGAAUUGUUAAACGACAAAACAAGUUGAAAAUAAGUAUAAAAGUAAAUGGAAGUGCCAUGCUGUGCCGUGACAAAGCCCAGCAGUAAGCUGAGUAUCAAGGUCAACAGAUAUCAGCCACAAGCUUGUCUGGACUGAACUGAAUUCAAGCGUUGCACACUAUGCAUCUCUGCCUUAGUAUCAUUUGUUUGGGUUAGUAUUAUAUUUAUAACGUAAUAUUUAAAACGAAACCUUAAAAAAAAGAAACUAUUUGAUUAAAACACUUUGUCCCGAAAGGUA